AUGCCCCACCUUCCGAGAGCUUCUGCUCUUUCAGCUUUCCGCGCAGCUCCCCAACUUCGCGCUCCUAUCAACAAACGCUUCUUCACUCCUUCGGCAUACAACAUGGCCAUCAAGGCUUACUUUGAUUGCUCCUGGACCGGGCCCACCGUUGAGGUCGACAACGCCGGCAACGUCACCAGCCAGGGCAAGGUUGAGGCGCAAUCCGGUCGCGUCAACUUCGAGCUCUUCGACGAUGUCGUUCCCAAGACGGCUGAGAAUUUCCGCGCCCUCUGCACCGGCGAGAAGGGUUUUGGCUACCAGGGCUCAAAGUUCCACCGCGUGAUUCCUCAGUUCAUGCUCCAGGGUGGUGAUUUCACCCGCGGCAACGGCACUGGAGGCAAGUCCAUCUAUGGCGAAAAGUUCGCCGACGAGAACUUCAAGUUGAAGCACGACCGCCCCUUCCUCCUCUCCAUGGCCAACGCUGGCCCCAACACCAACGGUUCCCAAUUCUUCAUUACCACCGUCGUUACCUCAUGGCUGAACGGCAAGCACGUCGUCUUUGGCGGUGUUCCUGAUGGCGAUGUCGAGUCCUACAAGGUUGUCCGAUCAAUCGAGGCUUGCGGCUCCGACAACGGAAGCAUCAAGUACAAGGACGGCCCACCUACCAUCACUGGUGCUGGCGUCCAGUAG
Alternaria arborescens is the source of this 669-nucleotide messenger RNA. RefSeq lists its product as hypothetical. The transcript is spliced from 4 exons. Bases 1 to 669 code for a protein of 222 amino acids. The record is from RefSeq and is a predicted model, not a curated record. Gene Ontology annotation, molecular function: peptidyl-prolyl cis-trans isomerase activity. NCBI's taxonomy places the organism in Eukaryota, Fungi, Ascomycota, Dothideomycetes, Pleosporales, Pleosporaceae. Gene Ontology annotation, biological process: protein peptidyl-prolyl isomerization; protein folding.